Molecule: messenger RNA, 1233 nt
Organism: Haliotis rubra (blacklip abalone)
Lineage: Eukaryota; Metazoa; Mollusca; Gastropoda; Lepetellida; Haliotidae
Product: protein FAM241B-like
Exons: 2
Coding region: 208-654 (148 amino acids)
Cellular component (GO): intracellular membrane-bounded organelle
Source: RefSeq, a predicted model, not a curated record
GUUUACCGGAAGCAGGAAGUACUUCUUGCAAAAUGGCGACAUUAUUGAAUCUUUCCUGACGUGUCAGGCGAAGUAUCGUUACGUGUUCCUAAACAUUGAUAUGUUUUGUAACUAAAUGACGGAUAUUGCUUUAAUGCCCACCACUGAAUAUUCAAAGAACCCGUUCGAGUAAAGGUUAUUGACGCUUGCUUGGAAAUCGUCACAAGAAUGGUUCGCAUUUUGAGUAAUGGUGAUAUUGUCCCUGAUGACGACCCCAGGGCGAGUCAGGCAUCGAGCAGGGGAGGAAAUUCUUCAAGGCCACAGCCAAGACAGGGCUAUGUUCGCCAUGAUGAAGAUGCUCAGCAAGGGAUGAAUGGCCAGCAAGUUUCAAUAUUUGACUCCUUAAACCAAAGACUUCUAGCAGCAGGAAUUCCUCGGUUCAAUGUGGGCCAGAUGACUGUGGAGCCGAUCGUGUCAGUCGGAUUCUGCCUGGCUGGUCUCCUGCUUGGCGUAAAAGGACUACUGUUUGGUGCUGUGUUGUUCUUUGUAGCUAAGAUGAGCACUGGUAAUGGCAUUCCUGGAUUUGGAGCUUUUGGGGAAGGGGGAGGUCAAGGUGGUGGAGGAGGUCAAAGACAGGGCAGGGGAAGGGGAUCAGGGCAGAGGUUAGGCAGGUAGUAAAUGGGUUGGGGUCAAACUGAAAUAUUGUUUUAUUCCAUUCAUAAAAUGCAAAAUGAUAAUGCAAUAUUUAUAUAUGCAGACUAAAAAAAUUUUGAAUUGUUAUGCAAUUACAAGGGAAUUAUAUUUGAAUGUAGAUGUAAGUAGUGACUUACGAUAUGCUUUUAUCAGUAAAGAUGGUUAUCACACAGAAAGAUAUUCAUCUUUUUUUCCUCUGUUUUGAACUGUAAUAACAUCAUUUUUGAUCAUCUUUGACAUGAUCAAAAUGAUGCAGAUUAAGAAUAUAUUGAAUUGUUAUACAAUUACAAGGGAAUUACAUUUGAAUGUAGAUGUAAGCAGUGAUUGUAUUUACCUGGCCGAUAUGUUUUUAUCAGUACAGCCCAGCUUAGGUUGCAUACUUCCGCUAUUGAGUUGAGUAUAGAAAUCAACUAAAACUCAAGGACAGUAUGUGGUUUAUGAAUUUGGAAGCAAUUAGAAUAGUUGGUUUCAGGACAUAAUACGUAAGUUUAUAUUGGAGUCUAUUGUAGUUUCUUUUGUAUGAAACAUUUUGAACACUAAUAAAAUAUAUCUACAAAUCUA